AUGGAGAAAUCCAAGAACUUUCGAAUCGAUGCCCUACUGGCGGACGAGCCUCACCGAGGAAACAGGGACGUCUCUCCGGGACUGAGCAAUGACAGUCCCACCGGCAGCCCGGUGUCCUGUAGGCGUGCAGAUACACCUUCUCCCCGGGGGACCACCGGAGCCAUCCAGCUUCAGACCGGAAUCAUACCCAAACCGGGACUUCUGAACCUCCCGCACCCAGGACUUGCCUCACUGCCGCAGGGGACAAUCCCUGGCAUGUACCCGGCAUCCAUGUAUCCCAUCUCCGCCCUGGGAGGCCAGCACCCAGCCUUCUCCUACUCCGGCUUCACGCAGCUGACCCCGCCGUACCCAGAGCACCUGAAAGCCGCAGCCAUGGCCGGGUCCUUCCCCCUGGAGCACUGGAUUCGGGCUGGGAUCAUGGUGCCACGCCUUCCGGAUUACAGCUCCGCCCCCCAGUCGGGUCUGAUGGGGAAGUGUCGAAGGCCCCGCACAGCCUUCACCAGUCAGCAGCUGCUGGAGCUGGAGAACCAGUUCAAACUGAACAAGUACCUCUCCAGGCCAAAACGUUUCGAGGUGGCCACCUCACUGAUGCUUACUGAAACGCAGGUGAAGAUCUGGUUCCAGAACAGGCGCAUGAAGUGGAAGCGCAGCCGCAAGGCGAAGGAGCAGGCGGCGCAGGGGGAGGCCGAGCGCCAGCGCAGCGGCAAGCCGGCUGACAAGCCAGGGAACGGGCGGAGGCCGGGCGUGGCCGACGAGGACGACCUGGAGGAAGAGGAGGGGGAGGAGGAGGAGGAGGAAGAGGACGUGCACCGAGAGUUCGGCGUCUCCAUGGGGGGCGGCGUCGGGCUUCCGCGCCCCUCAGACUUCCUGCAGCACACGGCCGAGCUCGGCUACAGCCCCCACAGCCCCUACUCCGAGGAUGAUCUCGAGGAGGUGGGCGGGGACCGGAAGAUUGGGGCGGGGUUGUGA
Megalops cyprinoides (Indo-Pacific tarpon) is the source of this 969-nucleotide messenger RNA. Its product is annotated as motor neuron and pancreas homeobox protein 1-like. The transcript is spliced from 3 exons. Gene Ontology annotation, biological process: regulation of DNA-templated transcription. The record is from RefSeq and is a predicted model, not a curated record. NCBI's taxonomy places the organism in Eukaryota, Metazoa, Chordata, Actinopteri, Elopiformes, Megalopidae. Bases 1 to 969 code for a protein of 322 amino acids. Gene Ontology annotation, molecular function: DNA-binding transcription factor activity, RNA polymerase II-specific; DNA binding.